Messenger RNA from Dromiciops gliroides (monito del monte), 3319 nucleotides. It is a transcript of the gene HTR6, whose product is annotated as 5-hydroxytryptamine receptor 6. Gene Ontology annotation, cellular component: dendrite; membrane. The coding region runs from base 12 to 1319 and encodes 435 amino acids. Gene Ontology annotation, molecular function: neurotransmitter receptor activity; G protein-coupled serotonin receptor activity. The record is from RefSeq and is a predicted model, not a curated record. NCBI's taxonomy places the organism in Eukaryota, Metazoa, Chordata, Mammalia, Microbiotheria, Microbiotheriidae. Gene Ontology annotation, biological process: chemical synaptic transmission; G protein-coupled receptor signaling pathway, coupled to cyclic nucleotide second messenger. The transcript has 3 exons.
CGCCCCCACCCAUGGCCCUGCACUUGGGUCUGGCCAACAGCAGCAGCCCGAGCUGGGGGACUCCCGAGGGCAGCGGAUGGGUGGCCGCCGUCCUGUGUGUCAUCAUCGCCUUGACCGCUGCGGGCAACUCGCUGCUCAUUCUGCUCAUUUGCACACAACCGGCUCUGCGCAGCACUUCCAACUACUUCCUCGUGUCGCUUUUCACGUCGGACCUGCUGGUGGGGCUGGUGGUCAUGCCGCCCGCCAUGCUCAACGAGUUGUACGGCCGCUGGAUGCUGGCACGCAGCCUCUGCUUGCUCUGGGUGGCCUUCGACGUCAUGUGCUGCAGCGCCUCUAUCCUUAACCUGUGUCUCAUCAGCCUGGACCGCUACCUGCUCAUCCUGUCUCCUCUACGGUACAAGGGACGCAUGACCCCGUGCCGGGCCCUGGCCCUCAUCCUGGCCGCCUGGAGCCUGGCCGCCCUGGCUUCCUUCCUGCCCACGCACAUGGGCUGGCACCAGCAGGGCCGCCUGACGCCUCACAACGCCACUGCCGAGGCCUCCUGGGCUGACCUGGCCCCUGGGGGGCAGUGCCGCCUGCUGGCCAGCCUGCCCUUCGUUCUGGUGGCUUCAGGGCUCACCUUCUUCCUACCUUCUGUGGCCAUCUCCUUCACUUACUGUCGGAUCCUGGUGACAGCCCGCAAGCAGGCAGUGCAAGUGGCCUCCCUUGCCACCAACAUGGAGGCCCUGCAGGUGCCAAGGACUUCAAAUCUAACAGCAUCAGCCUCAAGUGAGAACAGACGGUUCGCUGCCAAGCACAGCAGAAAGGCCCUGAAGGCCAGCUUGACCCUGGGCAUUCUUCUGGGCAUGUUCUUUGUGGCAUGGCUACCCUUCUUUGUAGCCAAUGUGAUCCAGACCGUGUGUGACUGCAUUCCCCAAGUCUUCUUCGAUGUCCUCACCUGGCUAGGCUACUGCAACAGCACCAUGAACCCUAUCAUCUACCCGCUCUUUAUGAGGGAUUUCAAGAGGGCCAUGGCCAAGUUUGUGCCCUGUGCCCGCUGGGCCUGGGAUCGAAGGACCAGCCUCAUCUCGCUCUCCUGGCGCAAUUCCCACAGCGGGGCCCCCCAGUUCAUCCCCCCGGUGGGCUUCUCCUUGCAGCACAGGAUGACCCUCCCUGGAGAGGUAGACUCGGGCACCUCGACCCUGCAGGUCACUGAUCAGCCCCGGGAGACCCUGCCUGGCCACUCCCCACCCACAGGCACUGAUGCCGUCAGCCUCUUUGAUACGGACCCUGUGGAACCUGAGCUGAAGCUGUAUCCCCUCAAUGCCCCCAUGGACUGAACCCCCAAGUCGACACCCACUGGGCCUUGCUCUAAGGGGGGACCUGGCCUGGGGGCUGAGUUGGUCAGGGAAGCAAGAUCCCCCAUUCACCAGCCCUUGCCCACAGCAAGGAGGCUGCUGCCUCCUCCCAUCUCAUUUGCGUGCUUUUCCCAGUGGUGGAGAAACAGCUCACGGAGGCAGCCUGCUCUGCCCCAGACGUGUCUGUGAGGGGCCUCGCCAGAGAACAGGUUUUCUCCGGGUGAAGUUGUUGAGUAUAAUCUGUGCUGGAGGGUGGUAUGGAUCGGGAAGUGGGGGUGGGACCUCAGGGAACCUUGGGGCUGAGGAGGAGCCACUAGUGUCUGUCCUCUGAGGCCGUGUGCCCAAGUGGUAAGGGCAGACAAGCCCUGUCCCUGGGAGCUCUUAGUCUUGGGGGGGGGAGGAAGAGACUUAACUCGGGAUGGGAGAGGGGAACCAGUCGUUCCUGACCCAGUUGGACGGGGGAGUCCCCAGUCUAGGAGGAGACAACACAAAGCAGAGCAAGGCUGGCACCUCAAUGUUCUCCACCUCUGUACUUGGUUCAGGAGCAAUGAGGCCCCAACAGAGGGGAUCUGGCUACUGGAAGCCAAGGGGGAGGUGCUUAGGCUGCUGAGUUCCACAGCAAGGAGACCAAGGUCAGUUCUGAAGGGCCAGCAGAGUUUUGGGUGCUAUAUAUGUGUGCGCAUGUAUGCGCAUGUGUGCUUGAGAUCAGUGGGCUUCAUCUGGAUCAAGUAUUAAUGAGGGAAGAGUUUUUGGAAGUGGGUCUUCAGCAUACUUGGCAAGGAGAGGACAGCAUGGGGUGUUGUCUAGAGUACAAGACCAGGAGUCAGAAGACCUGGGUUCAGAUCCUGGUUCCUGCUACUUCUUCACUGCAUGAAGACACUUUUCUCUGAGCCUCAGUUGUUUCAUCUGUAAAAUGGCUAUAAUCAUUACUGGCUCUCCCUACCUCACAGGCCUGUGUUGUGUGGACUGUGCUUUGCCAACUACAAAGAGCCGGAUAAGGUGAGCCAACAUUGCUACUGUACCAUUUCUUGUAGGUGUGAGGUCAGGCUGGAGGUUGGGGUGGACUGGGUGUGGGCUUGUAUGAAAGUGAGGAACAGGGAGGAAAAGGCAACAAGGGCCUAUAGGGGAAGCCCUGGCCUCGCCCUGUAGUAAGCCCUGCUAUGUUGCUCAUUAUUUGUGCCGCUUAGGACAAGUUAGCAGAACCCGAGGGAUCUCACAUCUGUGAAAAGCAGGCCCACUGUCAUGUAGUCUUCUGUGUUCUAAAUUCCCUUCCAGCUCCAACAUCCUAUGUUCGAAAGUCUCUCCUAGCCCUCACAUUCUGUGCUUUAAACUGCCUCCUAGUUCUGACAUUCCAUGUUCUAAGGCUCCUUCAAGUUCUCACAUUCUGUGUCUUAAAAUGCUUCCCACCUCUGACAUCUAAGGUUCUAAGCUCCCUUCUACCUCUGACAUUCUUUGCUCUAAGCCCCCUCUCAGCUCUGAAAUUCUAUGUUCUAAGUUCUCACCCUGUUCUGAUAUUCAAUGUUCUUAGGGCCCUUCCAGCUCUGACAUUCUAUGCUCUAAGCCCCAUCUCAGCUCUGAAGUUCUGUGUUCUAAGUUCUCACCCAGUUCUGAUAGUCUAUGUUCUUAGGGACCCUUCCAAUCUGACAUUCUAUGCUCUAAGCCCCCUCUCAGCUCUGAAGUUCUGUGUUCUAAGUUCUCACCCAGUUUUGAUAUUCUAUGUUUUAAGUCCCUUUUCUCAGUUCUGAAAUUAUAUAUUCUAAGUUCUUACCCAACUCUGACAUUCUGUGUUCUAAGGGCCCUCCCAGCUCUGACAUCCUAUGCUCUAAACCCCAUCUCAGCUCUAAAGUUCUGUGUUCUAUGUUUCCACCCAGUUCUGAUACCCUGUGUUCUAAAGCCUCUCCCAGCUCUGACAUUUGGUUCAAAGCAUCCUCCCAUGUCUGAUAUCCUAUGCUCUAAGGCACCAUCAGUCAUAAGUACCAAUA